AUGUGGGUCCCGAGCUCAACCUCUGCUCUCCUCUUUACUCUUCUCUUGACUCUCUACUCUCUUGACUCUCUUGACUUGACCUCCCCAUGGAGUCCCGAUUCAAUGGAAUCAAGCUCAAGUACCGGAUCGCCCGGCGCUAUCCGGACCAAAAAGGCCAUCGCCAAGCGCGCCUGUGAUCAAUGCAAGUUUCGCAAAAUCAAGUGUAGCUUAUCACAGCCAUGCAAGGCCUGUACCUCGAUGGGGUUUGAAUGUACCUUCUUUCAGCCACAGAAGAAGCGCGGACCAACCGGGCAUCGCGUGUCGCAAAUUCGACAGCAGCAAACGCUGCCAACGCCACAAGAAGAGGCGAUCUCCAAGGCCAACUUUCAAUACACUCCGACUUCCUCCGUCGAGUCCGGGCAAAGCUCGUUGCCGGGACCCCCGUGGACCCCCACUCAUGGCCCAGUCACGAUGCCCCUAGAGGGGGCCGGCGGAUUGGCGCCAUCGGCUCCACCGACUUCAAUGACCACCUGGGGAACAGACACCCAGUCGAUGGACUCUCAUAGCAGUGGGGCUGUGGGUUGGAAUGAACGAAAUGACGUGGAGUACUGGCUGCCAGAUAAUCUCAACUCGCAAAUCCCCGUCUUUGAAUACCCCGGCAGCAAUGUCUAUCUCAAAUCCUCCCUCCCAUCCAUCAUCCAACCAGUGCCCGAAGCGGCCAUAGGAAUGCCGCAAGAGGCGCAACCGAUGCAAUACUCGCCCUCACCAAAUGUGAGCUCCAUGCAGUCGGACAACACAGAAUCAGAGGCACCCUGGCCGUCAACGAUCAGCGAAGCAAACAUGAUCCCAUGGAUUGAUGUAUAUUUUGAUCGUUUACAUCCAACCAUUCCCGUGCUCAGUCGAUCCUCGCUAUAUACCUCCAUGUUGACCCGGGAGCAUCGCAAGAACCCCCAAUUUGGUGCGAUGCUACUUUCGCUGUGCGCCUUUUCGCUCACACAGCCAAUUGAAAUCGACGAACGGCCGACGACGUCCUCGCGCGCACUCCAGGCACGCGCCAUGAUGAACGAAGCCACGAAGAUGCGAAGCUGUUCCGAUUUCGGCGAGAAUCCGACCAUCGAGGCCGUACUCACGAGUUUCUUCCUCUUCGGAUGUUUGUUUGGGAGUAAUCAGCAUAAUGCAGCAUGGCUCCGAAUGCGAGAGGCCCUAGAUCUCGCAGCUACCCUAGGUCUGAACGAUCCAGAGUCAUAUCAUGAUUUACCGGGAGAGGAGAAGGGCCAGCGACUGCGCACAUAUCUCGUGUUAUCCAUCACGGAACGAGCCUACGCCUUGCAACGGCGUCAUCCAAUCACAUUCUGGGGAAAACCCGGCUUCACGAUGCGAUCUGUGCACGAUUUCAUCCACAGCGCCACGCAUAGCGUCGUGUCGGGUAUAAUCGUGCACAACGAAAAAGACGCCGAGGGUAUGAUGGGCCUCGCCCGGAUGAUGGAGCUCUUCGACGCCAUCGACGAAGAUGUCAUCGACUGCUGGAACCGUCGAUGCGAUAGUGGCAACAGCUACUGCCAACGGCUCACAGAGGCCAAGGCGCUCUCCAUCCAUCAGAAUCUCGGUCGAAUCAAUCAAGCCGAACGAUAUCGCGGCUAUGACUGGUUUGAGCGUGCGAAAGGAGGCCGUGGUGAAAGCAACAAUGUCAUCCUGGCCAUGGGCCUCCGUGAAACGCAAGCUGCGGAUGUUUUCAUCACGCAGAAGUGGUUGCAGAAUCGGGUUUGGCUUCUGUCCUCGACACACGGCCUUUUAUCGGCUCAUUCCGAACGGCCAGAGUUGACUUUCGGUUAUGCUGUGAGCAUUGCCGAAUCAACACUACAGCUGUGCCAGUCAUUACGGCUCAGUUCGAUGGAAGCUCAUGGGAUUGGAUUGACCGAAAAGCUGUAUGAUAUCGCCAUCUGCGCCACGAAUAUUCUUUGCAACACUAGCCCUCCCUUUGGCGGCACGUUGAACAUGCCUGUCAACUACAACGAAACGAUUCCCCCCGGCACCACCUCCACCCCACACAGUCUCGCCGAAGACUUUUUGUUACUGAUGACCAGUUUCCGCGGCGGCAACCAUCCCUACUUGGAAAAGUACCGAGCUCAUUUACGAUCCUUGCAGAUCAUGGAGCCACCUAAACCAGAUUGGCCGCAGCGAUGA
Messenger RNA from Penicillium salamii, 2163 nucleotides. The record is from the annotation of a GenBank genome assembly. NCBI's taxonomy places the organism in Eukaryota, Fungi, Ascomycota, Eurotiomycetes, Eurotiales, Aspergillaceae.